Anastrepha obliqua is the source of this 1962-nucleotide messenger RNA. Its product is annotated as protein rolling stone. NCBI's taxonomy places the organism in Eukaryota, Metazoa, Arthropoda, Insecta, Diptera, Tephritidae. The record is from RefSeq and is a predicted model, not a curated record. The coding region runs from base 821 to 1822 and encodes 333 amino acids. Gene Ontology annotation, cellular component: membrane. The transcript is spliced from 6 exons.
ACGUUCACGAGUGGAGCGUUAGUGCGGAUGUGCGGCUGCGCGUUGACAACAUUGUUUGGCAGAAGUCAGUAAAUUAUUUAUAGCGAAUAUUUCCGGCUAGAAUUCAUAAAACGAAAGAAAAUAAAUAAAAGAAUUUUUAUUUACGGCACUGUGCUGCAAGUAUUGCUAGUUUUUGUGUAAAAAAAAAAUUCUGCAAUCAAAUAUGUACAUCUGUAUGUAGGCGCCAUCGCAGGUAUAUCCUGUGCGUAGUUUUGCUGCAAUAACUUUGUUGCUGUGCAGUUUUUUUAUACGAGUAUUCAUCACUUUUCCUUUUUCGUUCGUUUUGUGCGUGCGAUGAAUACUUCGACGGUAUAAAAUAACUUACAUACAUACAUAUAAAAUUUAAUUCAUACUAUUAUUGUGGUGUUAAUGUGUGUUGUUACUUUUUAUGUUGCAUAUUAGUAUUUUGUGUACAUUUUUGUUUGUAUGAAACUGUUUUUUUAUCGCAAAUGCCGUAGCACUGCGUUGCGAUCGGGGACGCAUGCGUAACGUUUUGGCUUGGAAUGUAAAAUAAUUUGGCGCAACCAAAAGCUAUAACUAUCGCACCUGCAAAGGCAACAACAGCUACGAUUCUGCGCUUGUGACUGAGUGUGGGUAUUACAAGUUUCACACAUGCCUGAUAAAGGCGUGAAAACACUUGGGGCGGUAGAUCAGAUAGUCUCUAUUCUCUACAUUUGAAGUGAAGUAAAUUUGCGUGACGUUGGAAGUGGUUCGAAUGACUGUGUACUUUAGAAUUACAGUAAUUACAUAAUUGUAUGAGAUAUUUUAGGCCAAUAGCAAAAUGAGCCGUUUGCAUGAAAUAGUGCAUCCUGUGAAAAAGGAAUUUCGUCGAGAUAAGUGCGGAUUCGAUCACACGCCGGCGGAUGAUUUUGUAAAGUCACAAUGGCAGAGUCGCACCAAAAGUGUUGCAUAUUUAAUUUAUCGUUGGCUUAUUGCGCUGUUUUUCACCGCCGUCGUCAUAGAUUCGAUGCUCGAGAAAGAGGAGGGUUCAUCGACGAACUUUUGGCUGUACUUUAUUUACCUGACAAACUGGGGUGUUAUGCUGUGUAUGCUUACAAAUAUAUUGGGUGCAAUAUUAGUGACCGCAUGGCACUUUCAUCCCGAGUACGCGGAUAAACUACUGAAUCUGGAGUCACUGACUAGUCCAUUCGUUAUUUAUUGGAGCAUGCACAUAAUUUCUCUAGUCCUUUCAAUAGUGAUAACCGUAAUUUACUGGAGCGUUCUUUAUAAUGCUGCAGAGAGUUCAUUAAACGCCACCAAUGUGCUGACACACGCCUUCAAUUCCAUUUUCAUGUUCAUAGAUUUGCUGAUUGUGGCGCAUCCACUACGGCUGCUACACAUGUUUUUGCCAGUAUUGUUUGGUCUAAUUUUUGCAAUAUUCUCUGUAAUAUAUCAGAAAUGCGGCGGCUUGAACAGGAGAGGUAAACCUUAUAUUUAUCACGUGAUCGAUUGGCGUCAACCGUUGAGCGCGACCUUUGUAGUGGCUGGUGUACUGCUACUUACCUGCUGUAUCUACAUUGUGCUCUUCACCAUCUAUAAGUUGCGCACUUUACUCUACAGACGUAUCAACAAAGCAUGCUACUAUUUCCCAACAACAAUGCCGAACACUGUGAGUGCAGGUGUAGAAAAGUCAGCAAAUGGCACUUUACCUAAAACGGUUAAAGGCACCGGUAUUCAACACUCACCUUCGGGCAUCUCAAUGGUAUUGGGCAAUUUCAAUGCAACGACUGGCUAUCAUAAUCAGGUGUUUACGACAAGCAACGAGAAGUUGGAUAAGUAUUAAGUGGUAAUUGGGGGGAAAUAGGGGAAUUUAGUGCAAAUAUCUACAUACGAGUAUGUUGUAGUAAAUAAAAGUAGUUAAACACUGUUUUAUUUGUACAUAAUUGGCAUUUAAAUAAAACUAGCGGUAGUGUAAAAAUGUAA